Molecule: messenger RNA, 462 nt
Organism: Exserohilum turcica Et28A
Lineage: Eukaryota; Fungi; Ascomycota; Dothideomycetes; Pleosporales; Pleosporaceae
Exons: 1
Coding region: 1-462 (153 amino acids)
Source: RefSeq, a predicted model, not a curated record
AUGGAUUCAGCAGCCCUGGCCACCCGCCCCUCGCAGCCGGCGCUGGAUAUUGGAUAUUGCACCAUAUGCAAUUGUUGCAUGCCGCCCAAUACGUCCAAGCUUGCCAUGUUGCACGGCCAUGCCAUCGGCUUCCUAUUAGCUGUUUUGCUACCAGCCAGUCGCCGCCGCACUCGUCUCGACCCACGCCGCCGUCGCCCUUGGUCACUCUCCACUACACCUACACCUACACCCACGCCUACUACACCCACACCCACGCCUACUACACCCACACCCACACCCACACCCACACCCACACCCACACCCACACCCACAUCCACCUCCGUCCAUCCAUCCAUCCAUCCGCCCCGUCGCCGCCGUCGCCGCCGUCGCCCGCGCCUCGCCCGCCUCUGUUUUGCGGCCAGCCCGUCGCAAUUGGCUGCACGCGCCGUGUCUCAGUCCGCCCAGUUCCGCUCGCAAGCGUGA